Girardinichthys multiradiatus is the source of this 4321-nucleotide messenger RNA. RefSeq names its product trypsin-3. Lineage: Eukaryota; Metazoa; Chordata; Actinopteri; Cyprinodontiformes; Goodeidae. Bases 32 to 826 code for a protein of 264 amino acids. The record is from RefSeq and is a predicted model, not a curated record. Gene Ontology annotation, biological process: proteolysis. The transcript is spliced from 5 exons. Gene Ontology annotation, molecular function: serine-type endopeptidase activity.
GCGGGAAGACUGCUCUUUCUUGUGUCUCACGAUGAACCUGGCACCUUUAUUGCUCCUUAUAGUGCUGGCAGUCCUGACUGUGAACUGUCAGAACGUUCCACAGGAACGCAUAGUGGGAGGGUACGCGCCAGUUCCACAUUCCAUCAGGUACAUUGUGUCGAUCCAGACAACGAACCGCAAGCACUUCUGCGGGGGCUUCCUGAUUAACAGAUUCUGGGUAAUCACAGCAGCACACUGUAACAUUGGGGUAACCAGAAUGGUGAUAGUAGCAGGGGACUACUCUUUGGCCAUUUAUGAAGGUACGGAGCAAGAAGUCUACCCUCACUUUUUGGUGCCCCACCCUCACUACAACAGCACAUCAAACAGCAGUGACAUCAUGCUCAUUAAGCUGAGGGCACCCAUCUCCCUGAACAGCUACGUGUCCAUCGUCCUGCUGCCCAAGCAGGAUUCCUCCAUUGCAGAGGGCACAAUGUGUCGAGUGUCAGGAUGGGGAUACACCAGCCCCACCGGGGGCCAGAUUCCAGCCACCCUUCGGACUGUCACACUUCCUGUGGUCUCUACAGAAAAAUGUAACAGCACAGGAUCAUUUAAUGGCAGCAUCACAGACAAAAUGCUUUGUGCCGGCUACAACAUUGGUGGGAAGGAUGCCUGUCAGGGCGACUCAGGUGGCCCACUUGUCUGUAAUGGACGGGUCUAUGGAGUGGUGUCGUGGGGAAGAGGAUGUGCUGAUGCAGAAUUUCCUGGAGUCUACACCGCUGUGUCCAAGUUCCGCCGCUGGAUAGAUAACACCAUAUUUAGCUACUACAGCAGAUGUAAAAGUGAUUAGAUCUCAGCGUUAACUCAUUGGAGACAAAACUUCCUCAUUUCAAUGUUGCCUUCUUUGAUUUAACUUUACGCUCGUUAUAUCAGGUGCACAUUGGUGGAUAUGUUCAGAGAUGGUUCCAUAUUUUAAGGAUAUUGUCAUGUUUGCUCAGGCAGAGAGCUAGGUUUCUUAUUGACACCAAACAGCUACAACAUUAUGAACACUGCCAGGUGAGAUAAGUAAUCUUGUUAAUAAUGUUGGAACAAAAAAGUUGAGAUUCAUAUGUUAAGCUAUGUUGAAAUGUGUCAGCCUCCCAAAGCAAAAUAGAAAUUGACUCCAGGAAAACUUCUUAGGCUUACCAAAAAACAAUAGUUUAAGGAACCAAAAACCCCUAAAAUACUAAACCCGUCCUUUAAGUCCGUUCCCAGAAAAUACAAAGUGCCCAAACAACCAAAAAUUGACAGCCUUGAGUCUUCCUCUGCCUUACAACAACUGAAUACAAUUAUUAGAUAACUUCAAUCAAAGCAAUGUAUUUGUUGCAGAGACUGCACUGUCAAAGCUUGACUUGCACUUAUUCCUAGUUGACUGUCAUUACGUUUCCAAAGGGGUACUCAAAAUAUUCUUCACCACAAUUCUCCUUGUAGCAGUUUCAGUAGUUUCAACGCCAAGAUCAGAAAGUUUGAAUUUCAGCUCAUUCACUUGUUUUUCACCUUGUCAUUGCUUGACAUAAGCAUUUAUUUGAGAACCACUAAAGGUGGCCCAGACAAUCUCUAUACACCAGCAGUACAGUAGUACUAGUAUCACAGUAUUAGAACCAGGGCUUCAGAAAUUCAACCUCAAAAUCUGUAUAACGUAAAUAUAGUCUAAAGCUUUACUCAGCUAACAGGGGGAUGUUUGGGAGACUUUCAAGAGCAUUAACUUUAAUUUUCUUCUCCCAUUCAACAUUCAAGGAAUGUUCCUUAUUGCUUCAUAACAUAGAGUUAAACAACCUAUAACCCUAAGAGAAUGUUCCCUGAAAGCUUUCUGAAGGUUAUGAACUGUAUGACCUUAGAAGAACCCGUAGAGAGCUCUCUUUUUAGGUUCCUGAAAGGGCAUUGCUUUCUGGGUAGCCAGUAGUGUAAAAACUAAUAUCAACAGGCACACAAACCAAAAGUGUAAAUCUCAGAAGUUGCUGUCUUGUGCUGGCCUAGAGCUAAGCUAUCUAAAUAGAUCUAAAAAGAUAAAGAACAAGUAAUUUUCAAGUAAGUUUCCCUAAAUGUUGAGUCCAUUUCUUUGGGGUUGUAACCAGAUUAGAUUAAACAGCUUCAAAAACUAAACAUGUGAUGGAAGAUCUACCAAACAUCACCAGACAAUGUAGGACAUGCUAACCAUUAUUUCACAACAUCAAGUUAAAGGUGCCAUACUAUCAAUCAACAGCUUUCUUAUGUAGCCUGUUUAAAAGACGAAAGAUUACAGGUGUAUUUACAGGGUCAAAUAAAUGCAUUUAUAAAGACAAGAAUAAGAUCAGGGAUAUCCCUCUCUCUAAAGUUAGCACAUCCCAUAAUUCAUUAGCAUUAAGUCCUAUGAGUAAAAGAAGCAAUAUGUAUCUGAUUCAUAGCAUUCAGUAUAACAGUCAGUUGUUCUGAAUAACUUUGUGCAGGCCUAUUGGGUUUGUUACUGUUUUCUAACUCCGCUUCUAGGGGUGUGUAUUUUCCACAUUUUUUUUAUGUAUUCUAGGAAAAUGACCUCAAAUUGACCAAGUUCUGGAAAAGUUCAGUCUGUAUUAUGCUGUACUUCAAACAUGUUACAAAAAGAUGCAUGCAUUUUUCUUUAAGUUUGAAAAAUACUUAACACAACUACAUGUAGUUUAUGGUGUUUGUUUGCUUAUGUGCAUAGACAGUCAUGGUAAAAAGAAAAUGCAUCCUCAAAUGCUAGGGUUUUGAAUAUACUUGGUACAAAGAAAUCUGAGAAUUUGUUAUUGGUAGAGUAUUUCUUUGUAGUUACAACGCCUAUUGGCAAAACAUCUUAUACUAAUGGAAAGACUGUUUAUAUCCCCUCAAAUUGUGUCAAAUUUGUAAGGAAAAUGCAUUUGUGGGUUGAGCAGCACAGUUGAGUAAGUGGAUUCUGCCAGUUGAAAAACCUUCUCUGCCAAUGCCAAACAGCUUUUGGUACAGGCAUUGUGAUGAUGUGGGGCAUCAGUGUGAUCAAUGUCAAUGCUUGCCUGAGAGAGCUUCAAUUUUCAGAGACCAUGUCUGGAAUUUUGGAAAUUGAGAGGAUGGACUGCCCUGCUCGCUGUCCUGACCUCUACCCACAUUGUGGGAUUAGCUUGGGCCUGCUGUAUGUACCAGAAUGAACAACACAACCACAUUGGUUGACUUGUGACAAAUGUUUAUUUAGGAAGGCAAAUCCAUCCCACAGCAGUGUUUGACCAAGCUGGUGACCAGCAUGAGGAGGAGGUGCCAGACUGCUGUGGUUGUUUCUGAUUCUCCAACACAACACUCCUGAUGCCCUGUCUCUUAAAAAAAAUAUAUUAUUAAUUAACAUAAUUGUCCUGGUUCUUUCAGCUUCUAUCAUCCAAUCCAACAAACAACAAUUAACAACAGCCAUUAGCAGAAUAGGCUACUUCACAUUAGCACAGAGGAUCUGAUAAGUUUUUCAUUCUACAACUCUAGUAAUUAAUCUACAAAGACCCUUUGUUACAAAUUUAAAAGGAAAUGAACAGGCUUUUAUUGUCAUUUAUUGCCAAGAAGCAAAAAAAAAUCGACCAAACACAAAUGUUCUUACUUUUUGGAGUGUGCUUUUGGCUUAGUUGUUGUUAAAUAAAUAAUUACUCUGUUAGCCACAUGUGGUGUAUGUCUAUGUAUAAUUGAGGUUGGAAAUAAUCUUGGAGCUUGGUAAAGGUAUCAUAGGUUAAAACCCUCGAACUGACAAAGGGCUUAUUUUUCCUUUAGCCCUUACUAUGUGGUGAACAAACUAACUUUUUUUUUGAUAAGCCUGUAUUGUUACUUGCUGAUUUAUUUAUGGAGUAGCAGCUGGGAAUCCUAUCAAUAUAUAGAAGGCACCUCAAAGACUGAGAAGUCAGCAAAUUCAGGGAAUCUCAGUGAAAGAAAAUGCUGUCAUAUAUAGUAACAUAGCAAUAACUGUAUUGUUUUCUUGUUUUAUACACGCAAAUACAAUACUCAUUCUGCUUUACUCAUCCUAUUGUGUGACUUCCUAAUGUUCAUUUAAAAAGCUGAAUCAUGUAUUUCUUUGUUUGUCAUCAGUUUUUCUUUUUUGACCUUUAAGAAAAGAUUUCACGGGUUGUUUUAACGAAACAGACUCAGUCAUCACCAUUACUGAACAAUGUAAGUAUAUAAGGUUACCGCAUGAGGAAAAUUAAUAAGUAAUACGUUGAAUUUUUCAAAACGUCCAUGAAUCUGUUUGAUCUACAGUGAAACAUUUGUUGGCUUGUCCCUGAUUUUCCUUGAACUCUUGAUGAAUUGUCACAAAACUGGAACAGCAUCAUUAAAUAUGCAUGGCGCCAGUCGUCCCUCUGAGCAA